AUGUCAAUGAUGGUGAUGAUGAUGAUUAUUAUUGUGAUUAUGGUGACGAUAAUGCAGGGUUAUGUCAAUGAUGGUGAUGAUGAUUAUUAUUAUUGUGAUUAUGGUGACGAUAAUGCAGGGGUUAUGUCAAUGAUGGUGAUGAUGAUUAUUAUUAUUGUGAUUAUGGUGACGAUAAUGCAGGGUUAUGUCAAUGAUGGUGAUGAUGAUGAUUAUUAUUGUGAUUAUGGUGACGAUAAUGCAGGGGUUAUGUCAAUGAUGGUGAUGACGAUGAUUAUUAUUGUGAUUAUGGUGACGAUAAUGCAGGGUUAUGUCAAUGAUGGUGAUGAUGAUUAUUAUUAUUGUGAUUAUGGUGACGAUAAUGCAGGGGUUAUGUCAAUGAUGGUGAUGAUGAUUAUUAUUAUUGUGAUUAUGGUGACGAUAAUGCAGGGUUAUGUCAAUGAUGGUGAUGACGAUGAUUAUUAUUGUGAUUAUGGUGACGAUAAUGCAGGGGUUAUGUCAAUGAUGGUGAUGAUGAUUAUUAUUAUUGUGAUUAUGGUGACGAUAAUGCAGGGUUAUGUCAAUGAUGGUGAUGACGAUGAUUAUUAUUGUGAUUAUGGUGACGAUAAUGCAGGGGUUAUGUCAAUGAUGGUGAUGACGAUGAUUAUUAUUGUGAUUAUGGUGACGAUAAUGCAGGGUUAUGUCAAUGAUGGUGAUGACGAUGAUUAUUAUUGUGAUUAUGGUGACGAUAAUGCAGGGGUUAUGUCAAUGAUGGUGAUGAUGAUUAUUAUUAUUGUGAUUAUGGUGACGAUAAUGCAGGGUUAUGUCAAUGAUGGUGAUGAUGAUUAUUAUUAUUGUGAUUAUGGUGACGAUAAUGCAGGGGUUAUGUCAAUGAUGGUGAUGAUGAUUAUUAUUAUUGUGAUUAUGGUGACGAUAAUGCAGGGUUAUGUCAAUGAUGGUGAUGAUGAUUAUUAUUAUUGUGAUUAUGGUGACGAUAAUGCAGGGGUUAUGUCAAUGAUGGUGAUGAUGAUUAUUAUUAUUGUGAUUAUGGUGACGAUAAUGCAGGGUUAUGUCAAUGAUGGUGAUGAUGAUUAUUAUUAUUGUGAUUAUGGUGACGAUAAUGCAGGGGUUAUGUCAAUGAUGGUGAUGAUGAUUAUUAUUAUUGUGAUUAUGGUGACGAUAAUGCAGGGUUAUGUCAAUGAUGGUGAUGAUGAUUAUUAUUAUUGUGAUUAUGGUGACGAUAAUGCAGGGGUUAUGUCAAUGAUGGUGAUGACGAUGAUUAUUAUUGUGAUUAUGGUGACGAUAAUGCAGGGUUAUGUCAAUGAUGGUGAUGAUGAUUAUUAUUAUUGUGAUUAUGGUGACGAUAAUGCAGGGGUUAUGUCAAUGAUGGUGAUGAUGAUUAUUAUUAUUGUGAUUAUGGUGACGAUAAUGCAGGGUUAUGUCAAUGAUGGUGAUGAUGAUUAUUAUUAUUGUGAUUAUGGUGACGAUAAUGCAGGGGUUAUGUCAAUGAUGGUGAUGACGAUGAUUAUUAUUGUGAUUAUGGUGACGAUAAUGCAGGGUUAUGUCAAUGAUGGUGAUGACGAUGAUUAUUAUUGUGAUUAUGGUGACGAUAAUGCAGGGGUUAUGUCAAUGAUGGUGAUGACGAUGAUUAUUAUUGUGAUUAUGGUGACGAUAAUGCAGGGUUAUGUCAAUGAUGGUGAUGACGAUGAUUAUUAUUGUGAUUAUGGUGACGAUAAUGCAGGGGUUAUGUCAAUGAUGGUGAUGAUGAUGAUUAUUAUUGUGAUUAUGGUGACGAUAAUGCAGGGUUAUGUCAAUGAUGGUGAUGACGAUGAUUAUUAUUGUGAUUAUGGUGACGAUAAUGCAGGGGUUAUGUCAAUGAUGGUGAUGAUGAUUAUUAUUAUUGUGAUUAUGGUGACGAUAAUGCAGGGUUAUGUCAAUGAUGGUGAUGAUGAUGAUUAUUAUUGUGAUUAUGGUGACGAUAAUGCAGGGGUUAUGUCAAUGAUGGUGAUGACGAUGAUUAUUAUUGUGAUUAUGGUGACGAUAAUGCAGGGUUAUGUCAAUGAUGGUGAUGAUGAUGAUUAUUAUUGUGAUUAUGGUGACGAUAAUGCAGGGGUUAUGUCAAUGAUGGUGAUGACGAUGAUUAUUAUUGUGAUUAUGGUGACGAUAAUGCAGGGUUAUGUCAAUGAUGGUGAUGAUGAUGAUUAUUAUUGUGAUUAUGGUGACGAUAAUGCAGGGGUUAUGUCAAUGAUGGUGAUGAUGAUGAUUAUUAUUGUGAUUAUGGUGACGAUAAUGCAGGGUUAUGUCAAUGAUGGUGAUGAUGAUGAUUAUUAUUGUGAUUAUGGUGACGAUAAUGCAGGGGUUAUGUCAAUGAUGGUGAUGACGAUGAUUAUUAUUGUGAUUAUGGUGAUGAUAAUGCAGGGUUAUGUCAAUGAUGGUGAUGACGAUGAUUAUUAUUGUGAUUAUGGUGACGAUAAUGCAGGUUCAGUUUGUCUCUUGGCCCUUUCUCUUGCACUGCCACAACCUUAUAAUAUUCAGAAAUGUGAUUAUUGCAUGGAUAUUCGACUUUUAGCUGAAAACUGCUUCAAUAAUUUGUCAUCAUGCAUAAAUAAUAGCUCAGAUUCCGUACUGUACUGUUUAACAAUUCAUGAAAUAACCUGGACAUCACAAGUUAAUCGACUGGUACGAUGCUUAUCGCACAGUGAUUUCUCCCUAACUUUACAAAAUGCAGAAAAGUUACUCCGUGAGGGAAGUUGUUCUCGUCGUUCAAUGCUCAAUUGUGAUUGUUCUACCUGUAAGCCACCCUCUAAAUUCUUCCGAAGCCAUGAAUUGGAAUAUCAAAACGAUGUUACCGUACAGGUGGCAUCAACAUCGAUAAAAGUUGCGGAAACAAGUAGCAUGUUGAUGAACCUUGAUUAUGAAUCUGCUCAACAAUCAGAAGCUACAGCCGAAGAAAAAAAGCUAAUAGAGUCCGUGAAAAGUCAGAUGACAGGAAAACCUGAAAUGGAAACUGCUAAUAUCGGUCAUUGUGGUCAUUAUGAUCCAGUUCUUUUCUCGUUAAUUUCAUAUGUCAUACUAUUUCAUGUUUGUUAUUAA
Messenger RNA from Brugia malayi, 3069 nucleotides. RefSeq lists its product as uncharacterized. Bases 1 to 3069 code for a protein of 1022 amino acids. The transcript has 23 exons. The record is from RefSeq and is a predicted model, not a curated record. Lineage: Eukaryota; Metazoa; Nematoda; Chromadorea; Rhabditida; Onchocercidae.